AUGCCACCCCCGAUCCCAGAAGCACCUGGGCUUAGACUGAGUGUGAUUCAUCGCUAUGAGCUGCUAGGCUGCCAGCUGGGAACAUCAGGAGCUGUGACCAGCGUCCUGCGUCAUGGUUUUGGAAGGGAGCCAGCGAAGCUGGCUUCCUCACCUGAAAAAGGUGCCCAGGGACCCAGGGCUGAGAAGAAGCCCCGCCCAGCCUCUGUGCGGCCAGUGGGGCCGGAGGAGGAGCUGACCCUCAAAGUCGCCUCACAGCCUAAGGGACCUCAGGCAAGCCUUCGCCCGGGUCACCCCGCACCCCAGCCGCCACGCCGGCGCCGGGCACCCCCAACCCGCCCCGCCCCCGUCCCGCCCCCGUCCCGCCGACCCCGCCCCCCAGCCGGGGCUGCGGCCACAGGUGCGCGCGGCGGGCGGCGCCGGGCGCUGGGGAAGGGGCGGGGCGCCCUGCGCGCGGCUCUGCGCUCGCGGGCUCGGGGCGCGCGGUCCCCCGGGUCCCCCCGCCCGCCGUGCUGCCCGCGGCUGGCAGGAGCGGGCGCGGCGCGGGAGGCGGCGGCGGGCACGACCCGGCGGGAGCGACGGGGAGCCGAGCGGAGCCCCAGCCCCUUCCCGCCCGCUGCGCCGGCGCCGCGCGUGAGCCCCGGGCCCGCGGAGAGAUGA
Molecule: messenger RNA, 657 nt
Organism: Prionailurus viverrinus (fishing cat)
Lineage: Eukaryota; Metazoa; Chordata; Mammalia; Carnivora; Felidae
Product: translation initiation factor IF-2-like
Exons: 6
Coding region: 1-657 (218 amino acids)
Source: RefSeq, a predicted model, not a curated record